AUGCCUCCCAAGAAGGAACCCGUUAUGAGCGCAUUCGAGCGCAAGCGCCUUGAGAACAUUGCCAACAACAAUGCCAUCCUAAGCGGCAUCAGCACCACGGCCGACAAGAUCAUCCCGAAGCCUGCGCCUCCCAAGCCCAAACGCGCCAGCACUCCCCGAGUCAAGCGCGAACCUGUCAAAAAGGAACCAGCCCGUCCCACGCGCCAGAGCAGUCGCCUCGCCGGCCUCGAGGCCGAUUCUGAAGUUCUCAAGCGCAAACUAGAUGUCGAGGCCGAAGCAGAGGUGGCAAAGGCCAAGGCCAAGAAGAUGCGCGUCAGUGGUGACUUGACCCUCGGCGACAUCACAGUUGAGGGUCGCAAGUGGGAAAACAGUGUAGACGGCCUAGCACUCUUGAAGGGCCUCGGUGUACGAGGGGCGCAACCCGGUGUGAGGACAUUUACAGACGACGAUGUCAAGGAUACCAAGAACAAGGGGUUAAAGGACUUGCGGUUGCGCAUGAGCGGACUCAAGUUAUAUGAGAAGUGGGCAGUCAAUGACAUCAAACUCGUACCCCAGCGAAUCUACUCCAUGUGCUUCCAUCCCACCGAAGAAAAACCCAUAAUAUUUGCUGGCGACAAAGAAGGCGCCAUGGGCGUAUUCGAUGCCUCCCAGCCCGCGCCCCAAAUCGACGACGACGACGACGACGAAGAAGCCGACUACCCAGACCCCAUCAUAUCCGCCUUCAAAACCCACUCCCGCACAAUCUCGUCGUUGCAUUUCUCCCCUUCCGACUCCAAUGCCAUUUACUCGGCCUCGUACGACUCUUCGAUCCGCAAACUGGACCUGGACAAGGGCGUCUCAACCGAAGUCUUUGCCCCGUCUUCUUCAUCUGACGACCUCCCCAUCUCGGCCAUCGAUAUCCCGAGCACCGACCCGAAUACCGUCAUCUUCUCGACCUUGCAAGGCUCACUAGGCCGACAAGACCAGCGCACCAAACCUUCCUCGGCCGAGAUCUGGGGCUUGACCGACCAAAAGAUCGGAGGUUUUUCCCUGCACCCUCAAAACCCUCACCUCAUCGCGACCGCCUCGCUCGACCGCACCCUCAAGAUCUGGGACCUGCGCAAGAUCACAGGUAAGGGCGACCUCCGCCACCCCGUUCUUUUAGGGGAGCAUGAAUCGCGUCUGUCUGUCUCACACGCUUCCUGGUCUUCGUCGGGAUCGAUCGCCACUUCUUCGUACGACGACCGCAUCAAGAUCUACAGCUUCCCCUUGGCGGGCGAGUGGAAAGCCGGGCACGACAUACCGUCAAAGGAAAUGCAGCCGACGGUGCAGAUACCGCAUAACAACCAGACGGGCAGAUGGGUGACGAUUUUGAAGCCCCAGUGGCAGAGGAACCCGCAGGACGGGUGGCAGAAGUUUGUCAUUGGAAACAUGAAUCGGUUCGUGGACGUUUUUGCGGAGGACGGAGAGCAGUUGGCGCAGCUGGGAGGGGAUGGGAUCACGGCGGUGCCGGCGGUUGCACACUUUCAUCCGACCAAGGACUGGGUGGCCGGCGGAACGGCGAGUGGGAAGUUGUGUUUGUGGCAGUAG
Molecule: messenger RNA, 1569 nt
Organism: Sordaria macrospora k-hell
Lineage: Eukaryota; Fungi; Ascomycota; Sordariomycetes; Sordariales; Sordariaceae
Biological process (GO): regulation of DNA damage checkpoint
Cellular component (GO): nucleus
Molecular function (GO): DNA binding; protein binding
Source: RefSeq, a predicted model, not a curated record